UUCAAUAAUCAGUAUUAACUGGCAUUCUAGAGGGUUGCCUGCCGACAAAAGUUCAACGUGUGCGAUUUGCAAAAUACACAUAACCUCAACUCAACUCAGCUUUUGUCAAUGUCAAAGUACCACUAGACCUAGAGAGACCUCACACCUUGGCCAAUUUCAAAUUUUGUGAAUCCAUAAAAUCGCCCGCCCAAAUACAUCCACUAAUCAGCUCCUCCAUCUCCUAAUUUCCAUUUUUUUUAAAACUAAACUUUUGUCUCUCUCUUGUUCCGAGCUCUUUAAACCAUACCAUACCAUACCCUAGGCAAACUAAGCAAUCACUCUUCCAUUUGAGAUGGCAAACACCGAUUCUACUGUAGCUGCUCCUGCUUCUUCUGCUUCCCCUCUUUCCGCGCGGUCACGAGUUCAAGUUGUGAAAACAGUGAAAUGUAGGAGGAAAGAGAACGUGGUGCCGGCUAGCUCCAAAAUUGCGGAAUUGACUGAAUCAAGGCAAGAGCUGCUCAAUAGAAUUCAGAGCUUGAAAACAGAUCUUCAAAGUUGGAGAUAUAAGUUAGAUGGCCAAGUUAAGGUCUACCGCAAUGAGCUGUCGGAGCUUAAGAAAUCGCUGAAUGUUGAAGUUGAGAAGCUUAGAUCUGAAUUUCAAGAGUUAAAAACAACUCUUCAGCAACAACAGGAAGAUGUCACUACCAGCUUAAGAAAGUUAGGGCUUCAGGAUGCCUCAGAAGAAACAAAAGAGUCAGAAGAUGCCGAGAUUGAUAUCAAUGAAGAGAAUGCCAAGGAUUUGACCGAAGAUGCCAAGCCUGAUAACAGUGAAGAGGAUGAUCAAGAUUUGCCAAAGGACAGCGGUAAAGACACCAAGGAAUAGGAAUAGACUGAAUUAUGCACAUCCUCUCCCGACAUUUCAUCUCCUCUGGUGAGAUAUGGUUGGACAUUUUGUGCUAGGUUAAGUGUUCUCUUAUUCUCAUAGAUGAUGAGACCAUGUCUUCCAUUGAAGUAGCUUUGGUGAAUGAUUCCUUUUCUUUCAGCUGUUAGAUCAAGGAUUUUACUUGUACUGCUAUUGACACUCAUGAGGGGUAAUCUCAUGGAUCAUUUGAUUUAUUGCACGAGUCACUAAAUUAUUUUUAGUAA
Messenger RNA from Capsicum annuum, 1125 nucleotides. RefSeq names its product CAP-Gly domain-containing linker protein 1. Lineage: Eukaryota; Viridiplantae; Streptophyta; Magnoliopsida; Solanales; Solanaceae. The coding region runs from base 332 to 862 and encodes 176 amino acids. The transcript has 8 exons. The record is from RefSeq and is a predicted model, not a curated record.